CAGCUCUCACAGCCUCAUUGGAACCAUUUGGCUGCCCUCGAGGUAGCCAUGUGACUAAUUGGCAUUAUAUGAACUGUGAUGACAAGCCUGGAUUCCAGGAAUAGAGCCUGCAGCAGGGCUGGCACUGAAGUCAUGCUGGGAAGCAUCACCCCGUGUCCCCUGGGAUUUGACCUCCUGCAGUUUGCCAUUUGCUGUGGCGGGGUUAAAGCUGGUGCACAUGAAGCCGAGAAGCUGCGGUUCCCUGAUGGCCAAGUGGCCCCCAAGGGAAUGUGCAGACAUGCUUCAUAAAGACAGCUGCCUCCCUAGCUGAACAGAUACUGCCUGCUGCCUGUGCUACCUCUUUGAUGGCUCCUUGUCCUUUACAGUGAAGACUUCUGGUGUCAGCGGCUCCCCUGCUAGCAGGAAUUGGGAAGGAAAGUGGAAAACUCCUAGGGCCUGUCCAGUACAUUAUGUCAACUGUCAAUGACACCAAAUUCCAAUUUGCAGUGUUCCUUCUGACGGGGCUACAUGGGCAGGAAGAUUUCCAUCUCUGGAUCUCUAUCCCCUUCUGCUUCAUGUAUGUUAUUUCGAUAGUAGGAAAUUCACUCAUUCUGUUCAUUAUAAAAACAGAUCCAAGCCUCCAUGAGCCCAUGUACAUUUUCCUUUCCAUGUUGGCCAUCACAGAGCUUGGCAUAUCGAUAACCACUAUGCCAACGAUACUGGGCAUAUUCUUGUUUAAUUCUAGGGAGAUCAGCCUUGAUGCCUGUUUUGCCCAGCUCUUCUUCAUCCACUCGCUUCAAUGCAUUGAAUCCUCUGUGCUCUUGUUGAUGGCCUUUGACCGCUUCAUCGCUAUCUGUAACCCACUGAGAUAUGCUUCCAUCUUAACCCUGCCAAGAAUACCUAAGAUGGGACUGGUGUGUGUGCUAAGAGGUGUGGCUAUAAUACUUCCACUGCCCUUGUUCCUGGAUCGUUUCCAAUACUGUCAAGCCAACAUCCUCUCCCAUUCGUACUGCCUCUUCCAGGAGGUCAUGAAGAUGGCUUGUUCGGAUAUCAGUGUCAACAGCAUCUAUGGAUUGUUUGCUAAAUUCUUAACGAUGGGGUUGGACUCGCUGCUCAUCUUCCUUUCUUAUGUGAUGAUCCUCAAAACAGUGCUUAGCAUCGUGUCCCAGGCAGAGUGCCUCAGGGCCCUGAACACCUGCGUUUCCCACCUCUGCGCCGUCCUGCUCUUCUACACACCAGAGAUCGGCCUGUCUGUGAUACACAGAUUUGGGAAGAAAUCAUCUCCCUUCCUUCAGAUUCUCCUGGGCUACAUCUCUCUGCUGGUCCCUCCCCUGAUUAAUCCAAUCGUGUACAGCUUGAAAAGCAAACACCUUCGUGCGAAGAUAAUCAGGAUGUUCAUCAAGUGAAGGGUCAAUUCAGAGACAUGAUUAAUGCAGAAUCCCAAGAAGUAUCCAUCCAAGCAGCUGAUCCCUCUGUACAUAGUACCCCUGCUCAGCCCACUCCCCACUGCGGCAGGGUAGAGCUGCGUGUGAGUGAGGGUCUGACACACAGGAGUCCUGGCAAGACACUCAGGCUUAGGUUCCCUCCUCGCCCCCUCUGUUUGUACUUCAACAAGGGGCAUACUUCCAGGGCCGGAUGCAAGGAAGUUUCGUGCCCUAGGCGAAACUUCCACCUUGCACCACCCCCA
Chrysemys picta bellii (western painted turtle) is the source of this 1666-nucleotide messenger RNA. RefSeq names its product olfactory receptor 51G2-like. Gene Ontology annotation, cellular component: plasma membrane. Lineage: Eukaryota; Metazoa; Chordata; Testudines; Emydidae. Gene Ontology annotation, molecular function: G protein-coupled receptor activity; olfactory receptor activity. The record is from RefSeq and is a predicted model, not a curated record. Gene Ontology annotation, biological process: G protein-coupled receptor signaling pathway.